UUGUAUUUUUUUGUUUACCAAUAUUUCUAAAAUUUGUGUUGUUGUCGAUGCGCAGAAUAUUUGUGAUUGUGUUUUGAUUAUGAUCCAUGUUGUUCAUGCUUGGCACCAACAAUUUUAAUAUAGGAUAGUUUUAUGCACAUUUGAUUGGGUGAUUGCUCAUUAUAACUGAGUGGUAUUUCAUGUUUAUAAUUUUGAGAAAAGAAAUGCCGAAGAGAAAAACACAGAGCAGCGAGAGCCAACCCUAUCAACCUCGGAAACGAGCAGGGAAGCAACCGCCUCUCCUAGAGCCUCCUUCAGCCCCUUCGACUACUGAUUAUCCUGAAGUUCAGAUGAAUCUGGCACCUGAACUGCCCCAGUCCAUCCCUGGUCCUUCUUACACACUUGGUGCACAGGAAACUCCCCCUGUGGAGCCGCUACCUCCUCACCAACUGCAAGACCUGGCGGAGCGGAUAUCCACCAUCUUAAAAGACAGAGGGAGUCCUCAGUCGCAGGAAGAAGAUACUAGAAUUUGGAUUGUGGGUUCGUCCAUUAUUAAGAGAGCCUUUUGUCAGACAAGGCAUUCAAUAUUUCAAACUCACCUCGAGCUAGAAAGGCAUCGGGCAACAAUUUUCUGGCAGGGUAAGGGUGGAAUGAAAUGGGGGGAAAUUCUGCCGAAAAUCAAGUGUUUACUAAAAGUAGAGGACCCACCCAAUUUCCUCGUAUUGCACUGUGGGGGCAAUAACAUACCGGGUGAUAAAGGUGAGAAGUCUGUUGAUUUAAGACUAAAAAUCAACAACACCUUGGUCAGUUUGGCCAAGCUGUUGCCCGACACUGUUUUGGUUUGGUCACAGAUACUCCCCCGCCAGCACUGGCGAGGCGGUGUUGACCAAGAAGCAAUGGAUAUGGUCAGAAAACGGUUAAACAGUUUUGUUGCAACCGCCUUAAUCCGCACAGGGGGGAAAUAUAUUCGAUAUCCAGAAAUUCAGAUCGAUUGUCCGCACUUGUUUGCCCCUGACGGAGUUCAUCUCUCUGAACUUGGUAACCAAUUUUUCUUGUACCGCCUCCAACAAGCUUUGCAGACUUUUAUUACAAAACCCACUGAAAAAGUGUCACCAAAAUUGGGAGAGUUUGGGCCAUGGCUGUGCUAUGACUAGUUAACGGGUCAUAGUCUCAGUCACAAAUUUGUAGUGGCUGCAUUGAUUAUAUUAUUGCUCCUGACUUAUUUGCACUUAUAUACCCAGUCAGUUUGAUAUUGGCAGACAAUGAUCUUGCCUAUGAUGCACUUCUGUUAUGUAUCUGAAAGUGAUCAAUAUUUGAUCACUAGUUAACCUUUUGCUGAUUACCUUUUUAUUUUUAUCUAAAGUUCAUUUUUCUGUGGCGAUGGGGGCGCUUAUUUAUUUAUUUAUUUUUUUUUUUACUACUGGUGGCGCAGACUAUGCCAUAGCAUUUGGCAUAGUCUCGUGGCAGCUUUUAGGCUUACCAGUAGUAUCAUUGGACUUGGUUAUAACUAAUAUGUGCUUAUCUUGACAGUAUGUAAUUGUGAACAUCUGUUCCCAGGGUUCACCAUUUUUGCAUUUUUAGGGAUGCCAUACAAGGCUAUAUAUUGAUGCCUCGGCUCCCUCACUUAAACGGCCAUGGCCCAUUCAGCCAAUAAAAAGAAUUCAGUAUGAACUAGCUAAUUCUUCCUUUUUUAUUAUUUAUUGGGUAUACUGGCACUCCCUUAUUUUAACUUUCAUCUUUGAUAAUAGGAUUUCACCAUUUAAGGUUAAAUCCAUUUAUCAAAGUGAACGGACAAUAUUUUUCCUUUUUUUAUAAAAUUUGGUAAUUUGAGCUUUAAUGACUUUGCGCGCGAAAAUUAGUGAGAACAUCAUGAAUUGCUGACGUCAUUAUAGUACGCAUUUACAUCAUCAGUCAAAGCAGAAGAUUUUACCCACCCUCCCACCCUCUUUAACUAGCAUUUUCGGUUAUUGAAUAUAAAAUUUUUCAUAUUAGUUGUGAUUUUGUUACACCUUUUCUGCUGUUAGAUUUGUUGUAUUUACAGGUUGUGUUGCUUUUGAUCUUGCUGAGUAAAUGUACUGUCUUCAUCAAUCCCAUCGUCAUGGCCGUUUUUCCCAUCUUCUUCACCAAAGUCUGAGACGCCUCAAAGUGUGGAUGCAGCUUUUAGGCUUACCAGUAGUAUCAUUGGACUUGGUUAUAACUAAUAUGUGCUUAUCUUGACAGUAUGUAAUUGUGAACAUCUGUUCCCAGGGUUCACCAUUUUUGCAUUUUUAGGGAUGCCAUACAAGGCUAUAUAUUGAUGCCUCGGCUCCCUCACUUAAACGGCCAUGGCCCAUUCAGCCAAUAAAAAGAAUUCAGUAUGAACUAGCUAAUUCUUCCUUUUUUAUUAUUUAUUGGGUAUACUGGCACUC
This is a messenger RNA of Magallana angulata, 2387 nucleotides long. RefSeq lists its product as uncharacterized. Lineage: Eukaryota; Metazoa; Mollusca; Bivalvia; Ostreida; Ostreidae. The record is from RefSeq and is a predicted model, not a curated record. The transcript has 2 exons. Bases 180 to 1133 code for a protein of 317 amino acids.